GGCAGUUUACAAGCCUACUGACGGUUCUUUCCCAUUUCUGGAGUAUGACAAAGAAAUAAUGCGCCGAUUGCUUUCCCAAAAUCUCGUUGAAGGAAGUACAUGGUAUCUGAUUGAUGUGAGUUGGAUGAAAAAAUGGAAGAAGUAUACUGGCUAUGAUAAAUGGGACCAAUCUGGGAAAUGGAAGUCAGAAAAUUUCCCUGGACUUGUGGUGACCAGCAGUCUGUUUGUAGAUUUGGAUACUGGUGUUUUAAAGGAACACCUAAUGGAGGAACUGGACUAUUCUCUGGUCCCAGAAAAGGCAUGGCGUCACCUAGUGUGGCGGUAUGGGUUGUCAGAUGGCUCCAGACCAAUAGCCAGGAGAGUAGUGAAGUAUGGGCUGUAUAUGAAGCACUGCAAGGUAGAAGUGUAUCUUCUCAAUAUCAAACUGACAUUACAUCCAAAGCUGUCUGAGGCAACAACUGUUGAAUUAAGCAGAGCUGACACUGUUGGUGAUUUGGGGGCUGUAAUGCGAAGGAUAUACUCUGUCUCUGACAAGACACCAUGCAGAGUGUGGCACCGAAACAUGUCACACCCUUAUGAGCUCCUAUCAGAUCCCUUUCAGACCUUGCAAGAUGCUGUUUUAUACAACAUGCAGACCAUUGUUGUUGAGGUUCAAGACAGUGAUGGGACAUGGCCUAGAGCCACGCAGAGGGCAGGAUAUGGAAGUGGCUCCCAAAGCAUGGAGAACACUACAAAGCAGGUGAAAGCUCCAAGAAAAGAAAAGGGCUCCAACAGCAAGCAAAGAACUUCAGCUAAAGCAAAGAAGGAUGGGAAAGUUGCUGAAACAAAUCCAGUGGCAAGACCCAGGGAUUUGAAAACAAACACUGGUGAUAAACUGGCCAUUAAAGAAACGACAGGGGAUGAAAUAUCACCAGAAGAGGAUGACUGGCUCAAAUCACAGCAGAAAAGCCAACAUGACGAGCUGGUGCAGAGUGUGGCUACUGAGCAUAAGAGAGCGAAUCAGGCCAGUCAGCGAGCACAAGAUGCCUUGAACCGACUAGCUCAGAAGGAAGGGCAACUUAAGACCUUAAACAAAACAUUAGAAGAAGGGACAUUGCAAAUCAAAGAGCUGGAUAAGAUGCUGAGGGACCAGGAACAAAAGAGGGAGGGAGAAAAAAGGAGAGCUGUAAUGGCAGAGCAAAGGGUGGCACAAUUGCAAACUCAGCUCCAACAGCUUAACCAGUCUCUCCAAACUGCAGAAGAGGAGAGAGAUGAAGCUCAGCAACAACACCAAAGCACCACACACCAACUGCAAGCGUCGCGCCAACAACUGCAAGACACUGAACAGCGUCUCCAGCAAGCCAACGAGAGGGCUGAGCAGCAACAAGAAAGAGCUGACGUCGCAGAAACACAGCUCCAGCAAGCCAAUGAGAGGGCCGAUCAGCAGGAACAAAGAGCCGCUAUCGCUGAAACACAGCUCCAGCAAGCCAAUGAGAGGGCCGACCAGCAGGAACAAAGAGCCGCUAUGGCUGAAACACGUCUCCAACACUCGGAUCAGAUGUUCCAGGACAUGUUCCACAGGUUGAUAGGUCAACUGCCUCAGAGCCAGCCGCAGUGGGUCGUCCAGAGAAAUGAGAUCGAGCUGACUGGGGAAGAGCUUGGUUCUGGUGGGUGGGCAACAGUUAGAAUAGGAACAUUUCGAGGGAAUCGAGUGGCAGCCAAGUGCCUCCAUCGGCAGAUAGUGUCUGCCCACAACGUGAGGAUCUUCACUCGGGAAAUGAAUAUGGCUGCCAAUGCCCGACACCCCAACCUCCUCCAGUUCAUUGGAGCCACUCUCGACAGCCAGGAGCCCAUCAUCUUGACGGAGCUGAUGCCCACCAGUCUUCGCCGGGUCAUGGAGGAAGGCACUAGGCUCUCCCACCCCCAGAUAUCCAGCAUUUCCCGCCAGGUAGCCCUCGCCCUCAACUACCUCCACCUCACACAGCCUGAGGCCAUCAUCCAUCGCGAUGUGAGCAGCUCAAAUGUUCUCUUGGAGCCAUUUAACUCUGGUUUUAAAGCCAAGCUCUCCGACUAUGGCUCUGCCAACUUUGUUCGCCACACCACCACAGUAGGCCCUGGAAACCCGACUUACGCUGCUCCUGAGGCCGGGAAUCCAGAGCAGCAGUCGACCAAAAUGGAUGUGUUCAGUUUCGGCGUCCUCCUUGUGGAGAUGUGUGCGGGGGAAUUGGCCCCCAGGGAGGUGAGGGAUCGUCUCCUUGCCUCCAUCCAGUGGCCUCCAAUGGUGGCUCUCAUUCGAAGCUGUCUUAGGCACAAGCUGCAGCAACGUCCAGACAUGGCUACCAUUAUUACCCAACUGGACCAACUCUAGAACAAGUUAGGUUUUUUAUUUUCUAGUUUUGUGAUUUUU
Molecule: messenger RNA, 2386 nt
Organism: Geodia barretti
Lineage: Eukaryota; Metazoa; Porifera; Demospongiae; Tetractinellida; Geodiidae
Source: the annotation of a GenBank genome assembly